This is a messenger RNA of Guyanagaster necrorhizus, 635 nucleotides long. RefSeq lists its product as uncharacterized. The record is from RefSeq and is a predicted model, not a curated record. Bases 276 to 485 code for a protein of 69 amino acids. NCBI's taxonomy places the organism in Eukaryota, Fungi, Basidiomycota, Agaricomycetes, Agaricales, Physalacriaceae. The transcript has 3 exons.
AAAUAACUCUCAAGGCAUUUGUCUUGGUUUUCUCGGUGUUGAGAUGCUCCUUGGCUUGUAGUGGUAUCACUAGCAUUGGCAGCAAGAAAGCACGGAGGAUAACUUCUUUCGAUGAUACGUGCUAUAGCGUAUGGUCCAUUCUGUUGCUGAAUCUUGUGCUAUAGGCUUGACGUUGGAAACGGAAAGCCACUGUCGCUAGUGUCCUCGUACCCAGCUUGAACAAGAGAGAAUACAGUGAAUCGGCUUCUUCUUGAAGCAUACGAGAAUCUACUAGAAUGAUCAGAGGUCUAUCUGCUGACCAAAAGACUAUAUUAUUUUCAUUAAAUAAGAUUGACGCACCACAAGGCAGAUUAUGCUGGGAUAGGAACAACGAACUCGUCGAUACCAAUACUGGUUCUGGUAAUGGGCAAAGUAUCAUACCCGAGGACAUCCCCCAGCGGCUCGCUCAUCGUGGAAGCUUUGCAUCCCGAUAUCUUCGUCUUUGAUAUACAAGGAGUUGCGAAGUUCGUCAUUAUAUUGGUGCUGAAAUAGGGAAAAAAAAGUUACCAAGAUGUUUCAUUGGAUCAAAGGAAUCGUCAAUUGUUGAGGAAAAUCGUUCAAUGACACACUUGGAUCUGUGUUUCGCAGUACACUUA